AUGGCCGAGGCGUUGCAACAGGUGCUGGCGCAGGCCACAUCGGAAGCAUGUGUCUUCGUUUUCAGCGGCGAGGGCGCCCAUGGUGCAGACACGGACAUCUCCAUGCUGAAGCUCAGCCCAUCGUGGCCUGCCGUACAGCAGGCUCUGCGUGAUGUCGGGCAGGACGAUCCCGAGGCUUUCUUACAGGAGAACCUCGGCGAACAUACCGCUCCGAACUCGCCACUGGUCACGGUUUCGCUGAACAUUCUGCAUGCGGAUCUUUGGCGGCACUGGGGCCAAGAGCCAUCCCUGGUACUUGGUCAUUCUGUGGGCGAAAUUGCUGCUGCCUACACGGCUGGAAUCCUGACUGUUUCGGAGACCAUCAGCAUUGCACACGGUCUUGGUGUCGCCAUGCAGAGCUGCACUGGUGAGAUGGUCCAUACUGAGCUGCGCCGAGGAUCCCUCAAGGAGUUUCCCAAGUUGGGCCUCCAUCUUGCUGCCGUAAACUAUGUCGUCGCAAAGGGUGACACCGAGGAACGCGACCUUCUCAGUGUCACGUUGUGCGGCACCUCCGCAAAGGACUAUUUGUCUUCGGAUCCUUCGUCCAUACAGCUGCGGCCCUGCCAUCCUUGGCAUCAUCCGGAGGCACCGGUGCCUGCGACACUUCCAACUGGCGCUGCUGCCCGGAUCCCCUUCAUCUCCUCGGUUUCCGCAACGCAGCUAACCGAGCUGCCGAAGGACCACUGGCAACGGUGGCAACGGAGCCCCGUGAGGUUUGCAGACGCUCUCUGCCUUGCGCGCGACCUUACGAAAUCCAAAGGAUCCGGGGGGGUUCGAGUGCUGGAGAUGGGUGCACAUCCAGUCCUUGCGGCCGCCAUCAAGGCCACGUUCUCAGAGCUCCGCUAUGCUUGCUCCAUGCGUCGUGGAGAGCGGGCGGCUUCGUUCCUUCGGCAGCAGCGUGCUGGUCUGGGGGGCUUCCGCAGGCAGCUCCAGCAGGUGCUCCAGGGUUUCAUCUUUGGAGGUCGGCAGCUGUGCCACACCACAAGCUUCGCAGCCCAGGGCAUUGCCUCGCAGCAGCUGGUGAUGCUUGCAGAGGCCUUGCGGCCCUUCUUCCCGGGCCUCGCAGCUCACGACCUCUACCGCUUCAGCAACAUAGAUGGUCUCUUGGACUGGGGUGCGGAUGAGAUGUCGGAGAGCUUCAGUCCACCAAAGACAGUGAAGGUGCAGGAGCUUCACUUUGAGAUCUUGGCAUGUGCGCUUCGCUUCCCCGGGGCUGUGGACACACCUGGCGCUUUCUGGAGCAUGCUGCUGAAGGAUGAUCAGGAUGCCGCCUUUGCCGCAGCCCCCAAGGAGGGACCCAAGGCAGCCUUCCUUCAGUACAAGUUUGAUCAUCGCACCGCCCUGACGGCGGCAGGGGCUGCUGGAGUCGAAGGUGCCGAGGCUGCUGCCAUGGAUCCGCAGCACUCCUUCGCGUUGCAUUUGGCGGCGGAGAUGUGGCAUGACUCCGCCGAGGCUGCGGAAGCUGCCAAGGCUGAGCCGGAGCGCGUGGGAGUCUACCUCGGUGCCUGGCAGCCCGUCGUGUCUGACACCCGGGCGUCUGCCUAUGCGGCGAUCGGCUCGUCCCUCAGUGCCCUGGCCGCCCGUGUGGCCAAUGCUUACAAUCUGCAGGGUCCGGCAGUGACUGUCAACACCGCUUGCUCCUCGACUCUGGUGGCGGUCCACCAAGCCAUGCAGGAAGCUCGUACAGGGCAGCUGGCUUUUGCAGUUGCGGGUGGCGUCAACUUGUUCGGGGAAGACAUGCAGCUUUUCAAGAACCUCCGACGAGCUGGGAUGCUGAGUGCUUCUGGCCGGUGUCACACGUUCUCUGCGUUGGCCGAUGGCUACGUCCGCGGGGAGGGCGGCGCGCUCUUCCUGCUGGGCUCCGCGGGCUCUGGCCAUGGUCCCACGGCCUCUCGUGCUCAGCUCUUGGGCUCUGCAGUGAACCAGAACUCGACGCAGAAGCCUUUGUCCUCCGUGGACCCGCUGGCGCAAGAGCGCGUCAUCCGCAUGGCAUGCGCAAGUGCCUCUAUCACCACUGCUGGCCUCACGGCCGUGGAGCUGCAUGGCACGGGCACGCCUCUAGGCGACCCCGUGGAGGUCUCUGCACUCGCUCGGCUGGGCUGUGCUGCUACGAUGACGGCCUCAAAGAUGCACCUGGGCCAUUUGGAGUCGGCCGCGGGCGCUGUUGGCCUCCUCAAAGCUGUACUGCUCUGCGAGAACUGCUGCGUUCCCAGCUUCAAAAUCCACGGAGGCCUGAACCCCCAAGUCCGCGCCGCGAUGGAGGGAUCCUGCCUCAAGAAUCCAGGAGAUGAGGUCGAGCUUCCAGCUGGUGCCUUCCUGGGCGUGUCUAGCUUCGGCUUUGCCGGCAGCAACGCCCAUGUCGUUUUGGCCCCAACUCCAACAGCCAGGGCAUGUCCCAAGUACGAGGCGGACGCCUGGGAGCCUCCAGUUCCUCUUCGGCAGUAUGAGCAGUCCAUCGUGGAGACAUUGUCCACCACCUCUCCUCGAUCAUUGCCUUCACAGGACCAAGCCCCCUUCUCGAGUGUCGUUAGCAAUGGCAACCGGCUUUUCUCUGUGGCUGAGAACGAGGAGGCGCCCUACGCGGAAGACGUGGAUGUGAGCUCGCUGAGCUUCGUGGGCAGUGCUGUGCUGUCGAUUGUGGGCGGCGACGCAGAAGUGGACGUUGAUGCCGAUUUGCAUGACCUUGGCAUCGACUCCUUGGGACUGGCGGAGCUUCUGGGCCUCCUUGAGGACCGCUUUGGCCAAUCCUGCAUCAGCAUUGACAAGAUCAUAGAAGAACCCACGUGCAGGGCGAUCGUCAAGAGCUUGGAGGACGGCAGCUCCAAGGCGAAGGUGGAGAUCUUGGCGGCGCCACUUCCGCGAAAGCGUGAGGAGCCAGUGGUAAUUGCCACCGCUUCUACGCCUUCUGUCGCUGCACCUCCUCCUGCUAGCAGCUCUGCGGCAAUUUCAGUGCCUAUCCAAGAUGCAAAGCAGUUGGUGGCUUCACAAGAUGCGAGCAACUGCUGGAUCCGAACGACCCACGUGGGCUCACUACCUAGGCCCAAUGAUGGAAAUUUGGAUGUGGAGCAGGUCAUUUCCCAGCAGAAAGCUGUCUCUGUGGACAUCAUCAACGACGGCGAGUGGGUGCGUGACAACUACAUUGCCGAUGUCAUCGCCCGCAUCAAGGGGUUGAGUGGCGAUGCCCAAGGGACAAGGGAAGUCAACACCAGCUGCUGCUCCAAGCAUGCGAUGCCCAUUGCAUCUGACAUGAAGGACGUGCCCCUCUAUGCCCAGCGAUUCACAGGUGGAAACGGCCUCAUCACCCUGAACCCCAAGCGUGAGGCCACCAGCAGCCUAGCCUGCAUCGGGCAUCCAAGCUACCAGCCGGGUGAGAUCCCAUUCCUGAAGCCUUUCCUGCAGGCUGCUUCCAGGAGCGGCAAGCCGCUCCAUGAGUGCUUCUUCUCCGUGCCCUCGCCUGGGACUUUGGCUCUCUUCUGCAAAGACUGCUUCUUCCAGCGCCACGAUGCCUACGUGGGAGCGCUGGCUGAGGCCCUGGCCAAGGAGUAUGCCGAGAUCGCGCGGCACGGCCUCCUGCUCCAGGUGGAUUGCCCUGACCUGGCAAUGGGUCGCCACACCAGGUGGUCCGAGCUGACUGAUGCGGAGUUUUUGCAAGUUGCGCACUUGAACGUUGAGGCCCUGAACCGAGCAUUGGAGGACGUACCCACUGAGCAGAUUCGCAUCCAUGUCUGUUGGGGCAACUACGCCGGGCCUCACCACAAGGACAUGCCGGCCGAGCUGCUGUGGCCUCUCAUUGGCGCGAUAAAGGCCAAGUACAUUCUGGUGGAAGGCGCCAACCCGCGGCAUCGGAGUGAUGUUGCCGCAUUCGAGGAUGCAGUUCAGAAAGGUUACUUCAAGCCGAACCAGGUCAUCGCCCCUGGGGUGGUGGACACUACCACUGCUCGAGUGGAGGAUCCGAAGCUUAUCGCCGAGACUUUGCUCCGCUACGUGCGUGCAGUGGGCCACCCCAGCCGCGUGCUGGCCAGCACUGAUUGCGGCUUUGCCUCCACUGCCAAAUCCACGGCUGUUUCUGCGGACAUCGCGUGGAUGAAGCUCCAGAGCCUGGCAGACGGUGCAGCCUUGGCCACCCGCUGCUUCAUCGACCAGCGUGCUCCGGUGCCCUGCCGCUCGCCGAACUUGACGCCGACGCCCUUCCGCCCUGUGAUCUUCGCUGAGGGCUUCAGCAGCUAUGCCAGGGAGCUGCAGGUGGCCUUCUCCGGGUUCACCGUGCACCCGGCCAACAUCUUCGUUGAGGACGCCUUCGACAGACUCCGCUGGGUGGUCGAUGUGCCGAUGGCCUUUGUGGCACUUGGGUCGCAAGGCUUAGAGGUGGCGCAGGCCACCCUGGACCGCCUCAGGGCUGACGAUGCGGUGUCCCGGCGCCCUUCUACGCUGGUGGUAGCUGGUGAGGGAGAGGUGCCUUUGGCACUGGCGGCGAGGGUUGGCCAACAGGCCUUGCAGCAGUCGGGCUUCGACAAGCGGUCUUUGGUUCUGCCCCGCGUUGCAGCGCCGCCGGCCUCUGCGGAUGUUGUGAUCGUGGGCGCCGGGCUUUUGGGGAUGCUCGCGGCACACCGCUGCCGCGCCGCCGGCUUUAACGUGGCAGUUCUGGAACAGCGUACCCUUGUGGGCGGCAUCUGGUCCAUGUAUGCCAACUCGACCUCUCAGGUGAACAGCUCUGAGGGUGGCUACUGCAUCAAAGAACUUCUGGGAGAGGAGGAUGGUAAGGCUCCCUGGGACAACCGUGAUCACAGCACCGCAGCGGAGGUCCUGAAGGACUUCGCCAAGCUCGGGGAUCGCCUGAAAGAGCACAUCUUCACUUCUGUGCGAGUCGUCAAGGUCUUGGGUGAGAACGGAAGGUACACGGUGCUCUUUGAGGACGGAUUCUCCCAAAGCGCCGGAGUUCUUCAAUGCCGCGGAGUGGUUUUGUGCCUCAACGACCGUGUGGGCUUGCCACGUCCCUUGUCUGUGCCCCGGGGAGACUUUCUGGGCGUCGUGGCUGAUGGGACAUCUGAUUCCCUGGCAGGCAUGGACUGGCGCGGCAAGCGUGUGGUUAUUGCUGGGAUGGGGGCCUUUGCUGUGGAGAAUGUGCGCACGGCUCUGGAGCAGGGCGCGCUGGAGGUCGUUGUCGUGGGGCGGCGGCAUGGCACNNCUGAACUUCGUGAAGCCCUGGGAUGA
Symbiodinium necroappetens is the source of this 5250-nucleotide messenger RNA. Lineage: Eukaryota; Dinophyceae; Suessiales; Symbiodiniaceae. The record is from the annotation of a GenBank genome assembly.